UCAAGCAGUGUGUUGUUUGGUUUCAGCUAAAGUGAGUUUGUACCUGAAUCUAACUACGAAACAUGACGUCACAAACCAGCACCACAGACUGGCAGUCGGGGAAAGAAUUCGCAGAGACGAACCUGUACAUGCUGGAACACGAGAUCGCCUGUGACGUCACGUUUAGAGUUGGGGCCGAGCAGACGACAGUUCGCGCCCAUAAGUUUAUGUUAAUCAGUCGCAGUCACGUGUUCUCCGCCAUGUUGUGUGGUCCAAUGGCUGAGACUGGCGAGAUCGAAAUUCCGGAUGUCGAUGCUGAAAUAUUCAGUCUCUUUCUCAGAUUUCUGUACACCAAUGAUAUCACGGUGAAACCCAACAGCGUCAUGCACGUGUUAUACCUGGCUAAAAAAUACAACACUGUAAACUUACAAGACCAAUGUCUCAGGUUCCUUGACACCUCCAUGACAACCGACAAUGUUUGCGUCAUCCUGGAACAAGCGAAGUUGUUUGACGAGAAGCCGCUGUAUGAGAAAGCGAUGGAAUUCAUCAACGAAAAUGGAACCUCGGUCCUGAAAUCACCGGGAUUCUUGGAUCUGUCUCGGGAGUCUGUCCUCGAUGUAGUGAAGUCAGAUGACCUUGACAUUGAGGAAGAAGACGUGUUUGUUGCCGUGAACACCUGGGCUGAACGUCAGUGUCAGAAACAAGGUACAGCUGCCACUCCAGGAGCAAAACGAGAAGCUCUUGGUCCCGUUAUAAAACAUGUCCGGUUUCCAUGUCUGUCCCAAGAGUUCAUUGUAAAAACCGUUCAUCCUAGUGGAGUAUUAACCUCAAAGGAGCAUAUUAGCGUUUUACACCAUUCCAUUUGUCCCGACAUUUUACCUGGUGGAUUUUGUGGAGAACCACGACAUUGUAAGACAGAGAAACUUGUCUAUCGAUUUAGAACAAAGACUCUCCUUGUGUGGAGUCACGGUAACAGACACGAUGCCAUAUCAUUGAAGUGUAACAAAACGAUUCGACUUCGUGGAUUCAUGUUAUAUGGUCCGCACAGUGGAAAAAGAGAAUCUUAUGAUAUAUCUGCAAGACUGAUGGAUGAGAACAAUACCAUCUUAACUGAACUGAAAACUACAACACAGGUACAGAUGGAUGAAAGGGAAAUGUUCCCAGUGUAUUUUCCAGACAUUGUCAAAGUCAAGCCAAACACUCUGCACACUAUCUGUGUCCAGUACGUGGGUCCAGAUACGUGGUGUGGUGACCAGCUAUGUGUCAAGGAAUCCAGACAAGCAACUCUCGAUGAUUAUUGUUUUGAUUUUGUUGAUUCCUCAUUUCGUACAUUUGCUAAUCAUCAGAAGUUAACUCUUCAGAUUCCAGCACUUAUCUUUUCUGGAUGAUGAUGUGUUUUCUAAUUGAUAAAACAGUGACAAUGUACAGUUGACCUUCAGGCGCGUGGCUUGUUUUUCUUUGUUUGUUGUUGUUGUUGGGUUUUUGUUUGUUUGUUUUUUUGGGAGGGAUGCUGGGAGGUUAGGAGGCGACCCCCGUAUCAAGCAAUACAAAAUUACUAUUUUUACAAACUGCACUCGCCAUAGACUAGACGCCCUUGCAUACUAAACCAAAUACCUUCCGGCUGGGUCAAAGUUCGAGGUGCACCAAACGUUUGAUAGAGAAGUUAACACCACAUGUCCUCUGAUUGGUGAUAAAUGUGAG
This is a messenger RNA of Gigantopelta aegis, 1680 nucleotides long. Its product is annotated as BTB/POZ domain-containing protein 2-like. The coding region runs from base 63 to 1367 and encodes 434 amino acids. Lineage: Eukaryota; Metazoa; Mollusca; Gastropoda; Neomphalida; Peltospiridae. The record is from RefSeq and is a predicted model, not a curated record. Gene Ontology annotation, cellular component: cytosol. The transcript is spliced from 2 exons. Gene Ontology annotation, molecular function: protein binding. Gene Ontology annotation, biological process: neurogenesis.